GAGAUAACAACAUACUUCACCAUUGUGAUGAAAAUAAUUUCACUUAUGUUUACGGAAAUAAUUUUGUUACGGUGUGUGAAGUAUUAAAAGAAUAUCAUGAUAAGCAUCUCAAAAGCACCAGGAAAAACUGAUCAGGCUAAAUCGGGGCUAAAAUUCUAAUGGAGUGUAACACAUUACCCUGUGAGCGAAAAGGAAAGUGCGCAGUAAGUGUAAGAUAUGCUGUCAAUCUCAUGUCCUGCAUGAUGCAAAGGUUGUAGGGAGUAAGUAACACCUAAUUGUGUAGUUAAAAUGAUCAUUGGACAUACAUACAGGGACAUUGCAAGAAUAUUAUGUGGUUUGUUGUUUUUCAACCCUAUUCUGUGGUGUCUAACACAUGCAGCACAUAUCCGCCUUUUCCACCAGUGCUGCUGAUUCUCCUGUUGCCUCUCAAAGCUGCUGCUGUUCCUGCGACAGCCUGUGCCACUUGCGCUCCUGCCCCUUUGCUGUGUCACUGCUGUGGACGCUGGCAGGAACAAGAACAUCAGUGAUGGCAGAAAUUACGUCCUUGAAAGAAGCCAUUUUUUAUUAUUCGAGGAUGUUACCGGUAGAUAACAGACUUCUAAACUUACAGAUCUACAAACUUCUUCAGUGCAUUCACCAGAAAGACAAGAAGCAAAUAGAAAAGCUGGUCCAGAAUGGAUUCCCAAAUCUCAUUAAUUUCACAGAGCCUGUGGAAGGAUAUAGUGCCCUUCAUUUGGCCUGCAUUAAAAAUGACACCGACAUGUGCAGCUUCUUGCUGGAACAGGGAGCUCAUCCAGAUGUCCAGGACAAAAUGGGACGUACUCCAGCAAUGAAGGCAGCUGAGCUAGGCCAUGAGAUGGUUUUGGAUUUACUAGCAAAAGCUAAAGCAGACAUGACUGCUGUGGAUAAUGAAGGGAAAGGUGUUUUGUUUUACUGCAUUUUACCUACAAGGCGGCACCACCACUGCACACAAAUCGCCUUGGAUUAUGGUGCAGAUGUUAACAACUGUACUACUGAUGGGAAGCCUGUAUUUCUACAAGCCUGUGAGCAAGCUCAUGAUAUUAAAGAAAUAUGUCUGAAUUUCUUAGAAAGAGGAGCAAAUCCCAAUGCAAGAAACCCAGCUACGGGUCGCACAGCCUUAAUGGAAGCAGCAAGAGAAGGUGUUCUCGAGCUGGUGCGUGGUCUACUUGAGAGAGGAGUCGAUGUUAACCUAUUUGACCUUGAAAGACACAGCGCUGCACAUUUUGCAGCCAAAGGUGGCUUUUUUGAGAUUCUGAGGAUUAUUUCAGCUUACAAUGGAGACUUGGGCCUGAUUGCUAUGAAUGGUAACACGCCACUUCAUUACGCUGCAGAGGGAGGAUUUGCAAAUUGCUGCAAGUUUAUAGGACAAAGAGGCUGUGAUCCUACAUGGACAAACUUGUUAACAAAGACCCCAAGAGCCGUUGCCAAGGAAGGCGGUUUUAAAGCAGCAGCAGCAGAACUGCGUAAAAUUGAAAAUGCCUUUAUAAAACAGUCCAAGCCUGGGGCUAAGGAGGACAACCCCCGCUGGGCACUGAGGCUGUACGACUGGUCCUUAGAGCACCAGGCUGCCCUCCGCAAGGAGUUUCAGGCCUUUGACCAAGGAGAUGGGACAGUGGCUAAAGAUGAUUUUAUAUCAGUUAUUCAGAAGCAGUGUGCCUUUGUGGACAUUGAACAAAUACAAACUAUUGCUGAAAUGCACGAAGGAUCUCACCCUCAGGGAAUCAACACUGAAGAAUUUUUUAAAGGCUCUAAAUACCUGCAGAAAAGCUGUCUUGUAACGUCCUUUGGACCGAAAGGGAAGAAGGGGAAGAAAGGAAAGAAACGAAGAGGCAAAAGAGGCAUCGCCAUCCCUGUGCCGAUCUGUGUUAUCCCAAAGAGCGCAUGUCCACGUAGGGAAGAUGGCUUCCCUGUGUACAUGAUUGAGGCUAUUCAGAACAUUGCUGAGAGCUACCAUUUUAACCGAGACCACCCAUCUGCUCAUCCUGUGCACGACAACCGUGCCUGGUAUAUAGAUGAGCCAAGGAAAAUGUACAUGAAUAUUAACUACCUUGUCAGAGCAGGAGACAUUCUGUCUCUACAGAAAGCAUUUGAGGAGGGUGUGCCAGUAGACAUAAAAGAUAAGUAUUACAAAACACCUUUGAUGGCUGCAUGUGCAAGUGGGAACAUAGAUGUUGUGCAGUAUCUUCUGGAAAAGGGGGCUGAUGUAAACGCAACAGACAAUUUCAUGUGGACUCCUCUCCACCACGCUUGCUAUAACGGACACAUAGAUGUUGCUGAACUGAUAGUCAAGGCUGGAGCGGCAGUGGAUGCACCUGCAAUAGGCAAUGCAACCCCACUAAUGAGAGCCAUUGAGAUCUGCAGAUUGGAUAUAGUCUGUUUUUUAAUCAGUGUGGGUGCUGACAUCCAAACGACAAACAGCAAUGGAAGGAAUGCUCUUGAUAUUGCUAAAGUAUUUGCAGAUUCUAGAAUAAUUGAUCUGCUCCAAAAUAAACUGGAAAAUUUGCCAAAAUCACCAGAAAAAAAAGCAGAGAAAGAAAAAGUUGUGAAGCCAAAGUCACCUUCUACACUGAUGCCUGUAGAGGUACAAGCCGUGAAAAAAAAGACUUCACAGGUAUCUCUGCCAGCUGUAGAAAAAUCCAUUCUUGAAAAGACAACACAUUCUCUUAAGGACAGCGUUAUUUAUCUGAACUCUUUGAUAACCAGUGGUGCUACAAAGAAAGAUGACAUUGCAUUUAAACCCAGAAAAAUUUGGGCCCCUGAAGCUGCAACAGAGGAGCUAAUAAGAAAGCAAGAAUUGCUCCGUGAACGCUUUAAUCUUGAUGACCACUCAGAAAGCUUCACGAGCCCCUUUAAUAGAAAAGUUACGGAAUAAGAACACCAGCUGGAAGAAGCUACUUCAGCACGUAUUUUGAGGGGACAAAGAUCAAAAAGGCUACUCCUCUGUAAGGAAGGAAUCAUGCAGUGCUCAGUAAAUGUAACUCAGUUGUGACAAAAAAAAAAAGUAGCAAGUUUUUAAUCUGUAGAUUAUGUUGCUUACACACAAUCUUUUGUUAAGGGCUUUGUCUGGAAAAAAGGUUUCCAAGUCUU
Messenger RNA from Aquila chrysaetos chrysaetos, 3108 nucleotides. It is a transcript of the gene ANKEF1, whose product is annotated as ankyrin repeat and EF-hand domain containing 1. Gene Ontology annotation, molecular function: protein binding. Lineage: Eukaryota; Metazoa; Chordata; Aves; Accipitriformes; Accipitridae. The record is from RefSeq and is a predicted model, not a curated record. Bases 374 to 2893 code for a protein of 839 amino acids. The transcript is spliced from 10 exons.